AAAAAAAAACCUUCUUUUCCUUACUUCCCUUACCUUACCUCCCAUUUUCGUUUUCGUUAGACCAGUUAACAGAUAUCUCCCCAAUCGUGAAUCAUGAUCUAGGGUUUACAUCAAUAACCUCCUACUUCCAGAUCUCUAUAAUCCAUACUCCCAUAAAUCAACGUGUAUGAUCAAUUGAUUGAAACUCGGGAUCAUCAAUGGAAUCCGAAGAAGUUCUGAAGGCUGUUUUCCCUUUACUGGAAGGUGUUGAUCUCGCUUCUUGUAUGUCUGUCUGUAAGCAGUGGAAAGACUUAGCUAAAGACGAUUUCUUUUGGAAAUGUCAGUGUGCCAAGAGAUGGCCGUCAAUCUGCAAGCAACCCAACCCUCCUACUGAAACCUACUACAAGUUAUACAAAACCUUCCAUAAACGCCAGCAUCGCAAAACUCUUCUCCCUCCGAGAAUUUCCUUUGAUGAUCUAGACUUUUUCAUCGACAUUUGGGCUGAAAACAACCUUCUCUUCUCAGAAGUCGUGUCCGGCUCUGUCCUGCAGUCGGGUUUCAAAAGUCCACCAUCUGGAGUUUGCGAUCUGCUCAAGUUUCACCUCGAGGGUUCUGAAUACAAGAUGACUUUUCCGGUGGAACCUCGGUUUACUAUCCCUUCUGGCCAAAAUCAGAAUGUCAGUGUCUCUGUGAUGGUUGGACGGAACGAUACAAACAAGGUUGCAUGCGUCAUAAAUAAGUCCAUGUUCGAUUAUAUUGACCGGUCAUCAUAUAGAGCCUUGGCAUUUGAUUACCUAGAAAUAUCCCCUGGCUACCCGUUUUUGUCGGGCAUCCGGGCAUGGAUCUCUUUACUAUUCAUGGAAGAUGUAAAGGAAGAUCUUAUGGAUGUAUUUGGGAUCCAAAUGGAUUUCUGUGAUGUGGCAAAUUCUAAGGAAGAAGUCUUGUGGCUGUUGGACAUGCUAGAUUGGAAGUGAAUGUUAAAAGUGUUAUGUCACAGCAAUGGUUCAAAAUAAUUGGAUAUUAUGGUUUUAUGUAAACUUGUUUUGUUGAUAUGUUGUUAUUUUGUCAUGGGUGCAUACAUUACAAGGUUUUGUCAUCUUAUUAUCAUCACAAAUUUGUAUAAUUGGUGGUUGUUAAUAUCUUGAAUGUUUGGGUAUGUAAAUUUUUUAUAAUUUCAUGGUCAUCAAUAAAUACUUUAAUUUUUUU
Molecule: messenger RNA, 1185 nt
Organism: Vicia villosa (hairy vetch)
Lineage: Eukaryota; Viridiplantae; Streptophyta; Magnoliopsida; Fabales; Fabaceae
Product: F-box protein At5g39250
Exons: 2
Coding region: 198-953 (251 amino acids)
Molecular function (GO): protein binding
Source: RefSeq, a predicted model, not a curated record